AUCAAUCAGUUGUGUAAUACUACAUUGUAAUAUAAUUUAUACUUUAGAGACUUAACUAAACUUCAGUGCAUCAUGGUUGUAAGUUGAACGACUAACUCAAUUUACCCCACAGCAUGUCGCUCACUUUGCCCCACAGCCAAUAUUUUGGAAAAACUGAAAUUAAAGUAUUAUUAAAAUAAAUUUGCUUUGACACAGCAGUCAUUAUACCUGAUAUGUUAAACACUUACUUUGACAAGCAAAAAACCGUUAAUUGUAAAAAAACACAAAAUACUUGCAACUUCCAACCCCCAUCCUCUCAAUUAUUAUAAUACUAUUUGGCGUAUGGCAUGAUGCCAAAUAGUCUACUGAUUCCGCGUAAGCUUGGUUGAUAUCAAGCUAUGCGGUCCAAGCGUGUCUUUUUCUGGUGCGUAAUAAACCUUGGAGUCGCCAGUGACGUGCGCGCCAUUGCUGCAGGUGCGCCGGUGAGCAGAAUAUGUUAACAGUCACGGUACAGAAACUCGAUUUGAAGAUGGAUAUUAUCAUACACAAUAUUUUACAAAUAGUUGUGUUAUGAUUGAUGUGUUUAAACACUAACUUCGUGCCACAAUGAACGAUACGAUAAGCACCUUUUCGAACCGCUCUUCUCAGCACCACAAUCAGUCUUGGAGCCAAAACAUUUCGAAAUCGUUCAAUUUCGUCUAUUUUACGGAGACCACCAUCCUACCCUCUUUGAUCGGAUUACUGUGUACUACUGGGCUUAUUGGCAACGUGCUCGUCUUAGUGACCAUUCUUAGGGCAGUGAAGAAGACGGUGCCGGACGUGUACAUCUGUAACCUGGCGGUGGCCGACGUGGUCCAUGUGACCGUCAUGCCCUUCCUCAUCCACCAGUGGGCGCGCGGUGGCCAUUGGGUCUUUGGCAGUACGCUGUGCCGCGUCAUCACCUCCCUGGACAACUGCAACCAGGUGGCGUGUGCAGCGGUGAUGACCGCUGUCAGUGUGGACAGGUACUGUGCCGUUGUCCAUCCGUUUCGCCUGCUGGCUUUGAGGACCAAAUCCAGGACCAUGGGUCUCAACCUGCUGGUGUGGGGGGUCUCCGUGCUGCUGGUGGUGCCGGUCUGGCUCCACUCCAAGGUCAUCCGCUUCCCUGAUGGCCUGGAGAGCUGCAGCAUUAACCUGGUCUCCCCCAGCGCGGUCCUCUGGUACACUUUAUAUCAGACCAUUACGUCGUUCUUUCUGCCUCUGCCCCUCAUUCUGACCUGCUACAUCCUCAUCGUGGUUCACACCUGGAGGAUGUACAUGAAGAACAAGCAGGCCCAGCGCUACAGCAGCAACUUGCCCCGCGCCCGGGCCAUCCGCCUGACCAAGAUGGUGCUGGUUCUGGUGGGGGUGUUCCUGCUGAGCGUGGGGCCCUACCACAUCCUGCAGCUGGUCAACCUGACGGUGCGGAGGCCCUCGCUGGCCUACCACACCUGCUACUACCUGUCCGUGUGUCUGAGCUACGCCGCCAGCAGCAUCAACCCCUUCAUCUACAUCCUGCUUAGCGGACACUUCAGGCGUCGGCUGACCGGGCCCCGCAUCCCCGGCGGACGAAGCGCCGUCGAGAAAGAGCGCACGUGGCAUGCCCACACACCGCACUCAAGCUACGCGUGAAAGCCAGCCCCCCCUCCCCCUUUUGUUUGAGCUAGACCCCGCAUGUUAUUGUUUUGUUGCGUUCCCGACUUUUUAAUUGACUUUCUUUUUAAUUGAAGGGGCGGGGCAAUAUUGCUCAUCAGUCAUUCGCUCUCUUGCACAAGCAAGUCCCGUUUGCAGCAGAUCAGUAACAGGGUGCAUGCAAUAGCACACGUGUUACCCUUAGAGCGCCAUUUGAGUCGAUAUUUAUAUUGUA
Molecule: messenger RNA, 1864 nt
Organism: Gadus chalcogrammus (walleye pollock)
Lineage: Eukaryota; Metazoa; Chordata; Actinopteri; Gadiformes; Gadidae
Gene: mchr2a
Product: melanin concentrating hormone receptor 2a
Exons: 5
Coding region: 586-1629 (347 amino acids)
Biological process (GO): neuropeptide signaling pathway
Cellular component (GO): membrane; neuron projection
Molecular function (GO): G protein-coupled receptor activity; neuropeptide binding
Source: RefSeq, a predicted model, not a curated record